AUGGACUCAUAUGAAGACGUACGCGAAUUGUUGCUAGAUGGGCAGGGAGACCCAGGGACGGGUGUCGAUGAGCCACAUAUUGUUGCGCUAGCUCGAUUGUUUGAAGGAGUUGCGGCAUUCGUACACGACUGCCAACCGCAACUAGUACCUCUGUUUGGGAGAGAAGCCAUGGUUUGUUUGAUCACUGAGCUACAAGCAGAGUGCGAUUCUUGCAGCGAUCGCAUUCUCACGCGGUAUAAGGAAACUAAGCAUAUGCAGGACGUCCUCCAUGCCCUACGCUCUGAAACUGCCAACGCGAGGGAUCUUGACGCCCUUUUAAACGAAAUAACUCUUCUAAGUCAAAGAAUGUCCGCAUACUUCGACUUUUUGAAUCGGAAGGGAAACGAUGUGAGCGAAAUCGAUGCCGAGAACACUGACGAGGGGCAGCAAAGUCAAAAGAUAAGUGACGCAAUCAAAGAGAAGCUUGCUGAUUGCAGUUUGGCCAAUUUCAGAAGGGAGCUUGCUGGGUACUACAACUCCAUCGAGUCGUAUGUCAUGCGAGAAAAUGCUCGUCUCGCAAUUCAGAUCGAUGAAAGCAAUGGAGAUGAUGCUGACACUUCCACAGCGGUAGAUGAUUUUUUCUUCGUCAUGCAAAAGUGCUUCCAGAGGGCGUUCGCCUUUGGUGACACAGACGCUGAAGUGCUGCGAGCUAUAUUGCAGCAAGUGAGUCAAUGCCUCAUGAAUGACUUACUUGCAUACAUGCGUCGACGCCUGCGAGAAACAGAGACCGCGUUGGAAAAGGCUUUAGGAGGGUCUGCUGCGAUGUCUUCUCUGCCGACUGCCGCUUUCACUGUCUCGUAUCUCACAGAGCUAGCGAACAAAGCAAAUAUCAGCAUACCGGGAGGAAUCGAAGAUGGGAGUCAAGAGUCUGAUGUCGCAAAGUACGACUUCUUCGUGGCUUUGAACAAUGCGGCUGUAUCAGGUGAAUACGCGACAAGAUUGAGAAGCAACGUGGAGAAGGCCAUCCACGCGUCACCGAAAUUGUCAACAGACGACACUUCUUUCUUGGCAGCUCCCAUCGCCCAGAUCACGGAUGCUGCGAGGGCAUUGGUACUCGCUUCAGAGCACGGUGUCUCUCGACUGGCAUCUGUUCUCUUGACUCGUGUUACAUCGGCGAUCGAGACAUCACUAAAGGAAGCAUCAUACUUGGUGGGAGAGACAGAAUACUCACUGGAUUCUGAUGCAACCCCGUCUUUUUCAACAGAGGUUGCCCAGGAAAUAGAAACGAAAGUCCUGAGUGUGGCCCUCGAAAAGCGGCUGACUGAAAAGAAUUGGGAUGCACUCGUGCGACAAGUCGCGGAAUGGUAUGCAAACAAAGUAGAGAGUGUAAUCUUCCUGCCACCGAUAGGCAGCACCGCCACAGUGAAACCGUUUAACGCAUUCGGCGGAUUGCGAGCAGAUCGUGAUGUACGAGCAAUAUCCGCGUACUUCUCUGGGAAGAGCCGACGAAGUACAGUUCGUGACGUCUUUGGAAGACUUUCUCAACUUGCAAUGGUCGUCAAUUUAGAGCGACCGGCAGAAAUAUACGACAUAUGGGGACCGAACGCGGGAGGUAUGACAUGGAGACUUGCUCCUGGUGAGGUGCGACGAACUCUAUCUCUUCGCAAAGACUUCAACGAGGAUGCCGUCAGGGCAUUGAAGCUGUAACAUAAACCACGACCAAAUACUG
Chondrus crispus (carragheen) is the source of this 1708-nucleotide messenger RNA. RefSeq lists its product as hypothetical. NCBI's taxonomy places the organism in Eukaryota, Rhodophyta, Florideophyceae, Gigartinales, Gigartinaceae. The coding region runs from base 1 to 1686 and encodes 561 amino acids. The transcript has 2 exons. The record is from RefSeq and is a predicted model, not a curated record.